AGGCUCGCCCGGCGCCCGCCGCCGCCGCCGCCGCCGCCGCCGCCGCCGCCCAGUCGACCCCGCCGUUUUCGGGUGAUUUGCAGUUGCCGCAGCCGACGGCAGUCCAGCGGACGCGCCGCGACCACCCAGUGUCUUCAGGACGGUCCGGUGUGCCACAGCCACCGCCGGUGACGACGGUCGCCGAAAACGACGCAGCGUUGGAGGACGUUCAGUGUGGUGUGUGCGACGAACGGGACUUGUGAUACGGUGCUGGUAUUAGGUCUGGAUUGAUUGUGGUCUGACCUGACCUGACCUGACCUGACCUGACCUGAGCUGACCUGAUCGGACCAGCGGGUCAUCAGCGCCGUCGAAGCUCGGAUAAACACCAUCAUCUGAGACCAUCGACAGCUCUUCUAAUAGUGUCGGACAGCUUCAUCGGCAUCGACGGCAGAUUGCUCUCCACCGAAGGGCCACAGGUCCUGUUCGGACCAUCGCCCGCGCCGUGUCGCUGCUCGCCUGACCUGCGCGACCUGACCUGACCUGCGCCGACCCACCAAUGCUGGACACACAGAUGGCAGAGGCGCUCAACAAACCGCGCUCUACCGACUUCUCCAUCGCGGCACUCAUGGGCCGCGCCGAGCAAGUUUCAGACAAGGACGAGGAGCUGGCCGCCGAGACGGUGCUGGAGGGAAGCGACCGCGGCACUCCCGAGGUCUCCUCCACAGUGGAGAGCGCCGUCCGAGAAGACAAGGAGGAGCGCAAGAAGGCCAAACCGGAGGGCAUCUGCACGUGCGCUGAGCUGCAGGACGUCCAGUGCACGCUCGAGACCAAGGAGCUCUGGGAGAAGUUCCACGAGCUCGGCACGGAGAUGAUUGUCACCAAGACUGGAAGGCGGAUGUUCCCAACCAUCCGAGUCUCCUUCACUGGAGUGAAGUUGGAGCAGCGCUUCCUGGUCGUGCUGGACAUCGUCCCUGCAGACAACAAGCGCUACCGCUACGCCUACCACCGCUCGUCGUGGCUGGUGGCCGGUAAAGCGGACCCGCCGGCGCCGGCCCGGCUCUACGUGCACCCCGACUGUCCCUUCAACGGCGAGCAGCUCAAGAAACAGGUGGUCUCCUUCGAGAAGAUCAAAGUCACCAACAACGAGAUGGAUAAGAGCGGACUGAUCAUCCUGAACUCGAUGCACCGAUACCAGCCGCGCGUCCACCUCAUACUGAGGAAGGAGGGCCAGGGGGGAACCAUCACCGACCUCGAGGGACAGGACUACAAGACGUUCAUCUUCCCUGAGACCGUGUUCACCGCCGUCACCGCCUAUCAGAACCAGCUGAUCACCAAGCUGAAGAUCGACAGCAACCCGUUUGCCAAGGGCUUCAGGGACUCGUCUCGGCUGACCGACUUUGAGAGGGACACGUUCGAGACGCUGCUGGUCGACCACCCUCCCUACCUGCCUGGCGUGCACCCCGUGUUCGACGCCUGCAACCUGACCGCCGAGGAGAAGACGCUGCUGGCGGCGCGCGCACAGAUGAUGUUGCGCCAGUCGGCGCCGCCCACCAGCUCGGCGGCCGGCGCCGGCCUGCUGGGCUACCCGCGCGCGCCGCUGCCCGUGCCGCUGCCGCUGCUCAGCCAGUGGGCGGCGCUGCAGUCGCAGUCGAUGCUGGCCAGCCAGCUGCAGCAGUCGCUGGCCUGCCACUCGGCCGCCUCGCUGGCGCAGCAGCAGGGGUACGGAGACGCGCUGCGCCUGCCGCGGCCCGUGUACCCGGCGGCGCUGCAGCGGUACGCUCCUUACAUCUACCCGCGGCUGCUCAGCCCGGCAGCGGCCAGCCCCGGGAAGGCGGCGGCGCCGUCACCGUCACCGUCGGCAGUCUCCGUGGAGGCGACCGAGGCAGAGAGACCGCCCGGCACCUCUCCGCGCAGCAGUCCGCGCUGAGAGGUCAGAGGGACUCGGGUGGGAAAACGAGCCGCCGAGGGACGCGGUAGAUGCGUCUGGGGCUAGUGGAACUGACUGACGAACGCUUCGCCUCUGGCCGAGCCCUGACGAGGGGCCUGCUGCUGUCAGGUCGGGUCGGGCUCGACUCGCUGAAGUAGCCCCGGCCCGCGAGGGAAACUAGUCUCCAUCUAGGAGAAUCAGGAAGUUGCCAGGCCAGUUGGGUUGAGGGAGUGUCUUAGACGCUGUCUGACUAAUGCUCUUCAGAACCGUUUAUCGAGGUUCCAGAGCAAUGGAGUCCGUCCCAGCUGAGAUCAAUCUAAGUGCUGCCGGAACGGUCAUCCGAAGACGGUACGCUGGACUUUCUGGGAAACAACUAGACGAGGUUUCUGUUUAUCUGGGGCGGGCUGAGCCAGGCAGAUUCCAGGACGUUUACAGAUCGUUCUUUUACCAAGUAAUGGAGAGUGUCCGUCUCACUGUGUCAGCUAGAUGGGAUACCACUGAGACGUUCUCAUGCUGUAGAAGUCGUAGUGCUGCUCUCUUACAAGAGGACAUGUCGCUAGGUACUCUCGAUGGAUGGAUAUGCCCGAAAUUCCAUCGCGCUCUUCGGCUGUAGGCGAAUGUCGUGGGGUGUGUGAAUGUCCAUCCUUUUGUUAUCUAGGUGAAGAACGCAAUACUUGUGGCUUUAAAUUUGACGUCUCUAAGUUAUGUUAGAUGCCUUGCCUUUGGUGUAAGUGCGGUGCAUGAAUCUACCGAUGUUGUUUGCACCGCUAGCGACUAUGAUGAGUUGCUUGCAGUAGACACCGGUGCGCGGUAGAUGCGGUGAUUGCUACGUCUUAAUUGCGGGUGUGUAUGCGUGCGGAGAUGAGUGCAAGGAGUAUGCUGUUUGCCGGCGUAGAGUGCUAAUUGUUGGACUGGUCUUGUGUUGAUUGUGAUGGACAUCUAUGGGUAGCCAGAUAGAUACUCGGUAACAGUGAUGUUUUAGGCAGACAGAAGGUGUUACUCGUACAACAUAUAAGUUGAGGUUGUGUGGUAAGGUCCAAACCAUUUUCAAAAUCCUAGCUGAGUAUGUCUUUUUGAAGGAUAUCAUUCAGGUUCAGUAUAUUUUAAAUCAAAUAGAGAUCAAAUAUUUCAGUUGCCGGCCUUCUUCGUGCGCUCACUCUACCAUCAUUCGCAUGUAAAUUUGCUUUGAGCUAGUUUGCCCCUCUGAGAUCCCUCUUGCAUUUGUUGAUGCAGUGUCGAUAGUUGAUGCCUGGAGACAAGUCCGUUCGUUUUUCACCAAAGUUCGCGGAGUUCAUCGUCGAGUUGACGGAAAACCGUCACCUAUGUACCGUGGUGGAUAGGAUACAUUCCACGCGAAGGCGCUCCCAUAACGCAGAGAUCCUGCUCUGCCCGGUGAUUGACGCGAUGAGCCGGGAGCCUGCGGAGCGUCAAACGUGCUAGGCUGUCUUUCUAGACAUAUCGAUAUUACUGAUUGGCCGACUGCAGAAUCAAAUGUGACUAGUUCCUGCCGGCGCAGCUUGGGCGCACUAGUGGACUCUCUGGUGGAGCCCGUCGCGUCCACGCGUCCCAGUCCACCUGUCCACAGUCCAGUUUCCACGCGUAGGCUAUCUUGAUCGUGGCAGGGGUGGAAUAAGCGUGUCUGAACUAGGUGAAAUGACUGUAGAGGCAAUCCCUGGGUCGUUGCAGCCGCCAGUUGAAACAAAAUGCGCCGAUUUUCCGCGAUGUGUCACAAGGAAUCUUGCGGCCGCACUGGACGGUCGCCGAUAGAGUGGCAUGGUGAUGCAGCCUGUAUUGUUGAUGAUUAUUUGUUGCCCUAGUUGUCAAUAUACUGAGUUCAACGGAAA
Amphibalanus amphitrite is the source of this 3750-nucleotide messenger RNA. Its product is annotated as T-box transcription factor TBX20-like. The transcript has 7 exons. Bases 536 to 1906 code for a protein of 456 amino acids. Gene Ontology annotation, cellular component: nucleus. Lineage: Eukaryota; Metazoa; Arthropoda; Thecostraca; Balanomorpha; Balanidae. The record is from RefSeq and is a predicted model, not a curated record. Gene Ontology annotation, molecular function: RNA polymerase II cis-regulatory region sequence-specific DNA binding; DNA-binding transcription factor activity, RNA polymerase II-specific. Gene Ontology annotation, biological process: heart development; cell fate specification; regulation of transcription by RNA polymerase II.